Messenger RNA from Phyllostomus discolor (pale spear-nosed bat), 1625 nucleotides. It is a transcript of the gene CSRP1, whose product is annotated as cysteine and glycine rich protein 1. Gene Ontology annotation, molecular function: structural constituent of muscle; actinin binding. The record is from RefSeq and is a predicted model, not a curated record. Lineage: Eukaryota; Metazoa; Chordata; Mammalia; Chiroptera; Phyllostomidae. Gene Ontology annotation, cellular component: Z disc; nucleus; cytoplasm. Gene Ontology annotation, biological process: muscle tissue development; sarcomere organization.
UUCCAGGAUGCCCAACUGGGGAGGCGGCAAGAAGUGCGGGGUCUGCCAGAAGACGGUGUACUUCGCGGAGGAGGUGCAGUGCGAGGGCAGCAGCUUCCACAAGUCCUGCUUCCUGUGCAUGGUCUGCCGGAAGAGCCUGGACAGCACGACGGUGGCCGUGCACGGCGAGGAGAUCUACUGCAAGUCCUGCUACGGCAAGAAGUACGGGCCCAAGGGCUACGGUUACGGGCAGGGCGCCGGCACGCUCAGCACCGACAAGGGGCAGUCGCUGGGCAUCCGGCACGAGGAGGCCCCUGGCCACAGGCCCACCACCAACCCCAACGCGUCCAAGUUCGCCCAGAAGAUCGGCAGCUCCGAGCUCUCCCGCUGUGGCCAGGCGGUCUACGCCGCCGAGAAGGUGAUCGGAGCUGGGAAGUCCUGGCAUAAGUCCUGCUUCCGGUGCGCCAAGUGCGGCAAAGGCCUGGAGUCCACCACCCUGGCCGACAAGGACGGCGAGAUUUACUGCAAAGGAUGCUACGCUAAAAACUUCGGGCCCAAGGGCUUUGGCUUCGGGCAAGGAGCAGGGGCCCUGGUCCACUCUGAGUGAGGCCAGCCUGCCCGCCGCCCACCCAUGAGCUGUCUUCACUGCCCCCUUCCUGCAGCCCCAGCCACCUGGUCCCCUCUUCCCAGCCCUGCUGCACAUCACUAGUGAACAGAACGCGAUGUCUGACCCUCUGGCUUGGGGGCUGCCCUAGGUUCCCUCCUUUCAGGGGCCCCCCUGCCUGGGGUCUGCCACUGUCACCAGCAGGCACCCCAGCAGUUUCAGUUUGGGGGGACAGCUGAACCCACCCCCACCCCACACCCACCUGCCAGACCUCCAUUCUUAGCCUCCUGGUCUGAGCAUCCACCGUUGUCUGGCUGUGACUGCAGCCGGCCGGGAGGCUGCGGUUUGUCAACUGCAGAGCCUCUGCCCUGCAGGGAAGGGGCUGGGCCUCUGGGCAUCCCUCCGCACAGGCCUGGGGAGCCCCCAAGCUCAGGGGUGCCUGGGCAGGGGCGGGGACAGAGAGGCAUGAGACAGGGCGGAGGGCUGAGGGCAUGGCCUUCCGGCUGUGGGAGCUGCCAUCCUUCCCUUGGGGCCGGAGAACGCCCGGCCCUGAGAACCACAGUCAGCGUGUGGCCUCAGCUCCCCACGGGAGGGGCGCCCCUGUGACGCACCCCAACACACGCUUCCGUUUCUCAGAGGCCCAGAUGGGGGGCUCGAUGGGUCUGCCCCUCCCCGGGGUCCUGAGGCGGCCACGACCACUGCUCCUGUCCCCACACACCCAGGCCAGUGAGCCGCGCCACCACUGCUUGAGCCCAACUCGGAGGCUCACAGCCUCGGUCUCCCGGACACCCCCUGCCCUGCACCCAGACCUGGGGCCUCCCACCCCACGUGGGGCUUCGACCCUCCCACCUGCCCUUCCCCAGGGCCACGCACCCUCCCAGGACCCCAGGUCAGCAGCAGGAGCAGGAGCAGGGGGCAGUGGCCGCGCUGCCAGGGACAGACAAGGACACUAUAUGGGACUGUGGCCUGGGAGGGCUGCGGGCUGGAGCUGCCUGUGUUCGAGCGGACCCCUCACCUGGUCAAUAAACGCUGUUAGAGCAGA